Molecule: messenger RNA, 1080 nt
Organism: Panicum hallii
Lineage: Eukaryota; Viridiplantae; Streptophyta; Magnoliopsida; Poales; Poaceae
Product: VAMP-like protein YKT61
Exons: 6
Coding region: 223-846 (207 amino acids)
Biological process (GO): endoplasmic reticulum to Golgi vesicle-mediated transport
Cellular component (GO): membrane; Golgi apparatus
Molecular function (GO): SNAP receptor activity
Source: RefSeq, a predicted model, not a curated record
CGCCUCCUCUCUCCUCUCCUUCCGUUGGCUUGCCACAAGGCCAAAACGCAUCGUGUUCCCGUCCCACCUCCACCACCACCACCGUGUUGGUGUCCCCCCUUGUUGCCAAUUCUCAACUCCCCGCACGCCACCGCCCGUCGCCUCGCCGGCAUCCAAUCCCCACCCCCAUCCCGAUCCCUUCCUGCCUCCCCUCCCGUCCCCUCCUCCCGGCAGGAUCCCGCCAUGAAGAUCACGGCGCUGCUGGUGCUCAAAUCCCCCGGCGAUUCCUCUUCGUCCUCCGGAGGUGGGGAGCAGCAGGCCGUCGUGCUGGCCAACGCCUCCGACGUCAGCCACUUCGGCUACUUCCAGCGCCCCGCCGCCCGCGAGUUCAUCGUCUUCGUCGCCCGCACCGUCGCCCUCCGCACCCCCGCCGGCCGCCGCCAGUCCGUCCAGCACGAAGAGUACAAGGUGCAUUGCUACAACCAGAAUGGCCUCUGCGCCAUCGCCUUCACCGACGACCAUUACCCCGUCAGAAGCGCCUUCUCCCUCCUCAACAUGGUGCUUGAAGAGUACCAAAAGACCUUUGGAGAGUCAUGGAGGACAACCAAAGAGGAUGCAACCCAACCUUGGCAAUUUUUGAAUGAUGCCCUAACAAAAUACCAGGAUCCAGCAGAGGCUGACAAGUUGUUGAAAAUUCAGAGGGACUUGGAUGAAACAAAGAUUAUUCUGCAUAAAACCAUUGAUAGUGUGCUUGCCAGAGGUGAAAGGUUGGAUAGCCUAGUGGAGAAGAGUUCAGAUCUAAGUGCUGCCUCACAGAUGUUCUACAAGCAGGCCAAGAAAACCAACUCUUGUUGUGCCAUCCUGUAAGGAAGAUGUGCAUCGGAAGGCAGUGGUGUUGUGUUUAGUGGUGCCAAGACGAGAUAUUAUGCCAUUUGAUUUGCUUUCGUAUCUGACACUGGCAUAAGCAUGCUCGUUCUUGCCAAUUGUUAAAACAAGUUAAGCUAACUUAUUCCACAAGUUUGCACACAUUUGUGAUUCUUUGUAAGUAACAUAAACGUGGCCAGGUUGUUAUUGUGAUGGGAGCUAGCUGUGUUUGCCUUU